AUGAGUACUGAGUCACAAUGCCCUUUUUGUGGAGAUUUAUUCAACCAAAUAACUCUAUUUCAACACAAUCCUAAAUGUUAUUUCGAUUUCUUCUCAAAAAAUGGGAUUACUCCACUAUGCACAUGUAGUACUUGUAAAGGAGAAAGUACACACUCUUCUUCUGAAUCCAAAGAAGCAAAAACAACAACAACAACAACACCAACAUCAUCUUAUUCCCCUAUCAGUCUUCCAAACACAGUUGAUUAUGUAGUGAAUAAGCUUUUAGAUUUCAAACAAUGCAGAGGUACGAACUGUGCUGUUUGUAACCAAAAGAUUACCAAAUCUCCUUUUGGUAAGAUUAGAAUUGGUAACAUGAUAGUAAUUCAAUGCAGGAAAUCUCAUGUAGUCGAAGCAGGUGAGGCUACUCUUUUACUUGGCAUUCUCAACAAUUAUGUAAAUCUUGUGGAGCAAAAUGGUGAUGAUUACCAACCUGGUGGCCAAUCAAUAUUUGACAUUGAUUUCGACAAUAUUGUCAACGAAGAAAGAGAGGAAUCUGAAGCUAACAGUUCAGAAGAAGAUGAUGAGGAGGAGGAAUCUGGUGAAGAAAACUCUGAUAGUGUUUCAGUCCCAAACUGUUGCGCUAAGAUCAAUCAGCCUAACAGCCAUAAGAAGAGACCUUGUAAGUUGCCAGCCAAUCGAUUGUGUAAAUACGAGUACAUUGACGGUACUGUGGUUGUUACAAAGAGCUUUUUCGCUCUCUCUGCUAGAGGUAAGUUUAUAAAUGACUCUGCAUCACCAAAGAAGAAGAGAAAGACAACAAAGAAUGUCAACAAAGAUGAUGAUGGUGAUGAUGAUGACGAUGAUGGAGAGAAUGAUGAUGGUGAAGAUGAUGAAAAAAAUAAUAAUAAAGGAAAGAAAAAAUCAGCGGUGAAGAUCAAGAUCUAUUUUUCUUUGUAA
Messenger RNA from Heterostelium album PN500, 936 nucleotides. RefSeq lists its product as uncharacterized. The coding region runs from base 1 to 936 and encodes 311 amino acids. The transcript is spliced from 3 exons. NCBI's taxonomy places the organism in Eukaryota, Evosea, Eumycetozoa, Acytosteliales, Acytosteliaceae. The record is from RefSeq and is a predicted model, not a curated record.